AUUAACGUUGUGUGCACAUUUGCGGUGGCCGCCCAUGUGCCAGACACCCCCUUGGCCGCCGUUCCAUUGCACUGCACCAUCCUGGGCGUCGGCGUGGCUAGUCAGCAGCUGGCCCGCUCUUCACGUUCCUCCCAAUGCUCAUCUUCUCCGGUGAACAACGACGAAGCGUGCGAGCGCUUGGGGUAGUUGGGUGCGGGCGCCUGCAGAAUCCGACCAUUAUAUUCACUUCAUCUAUAUUGUCCCGGCUGUGGCGCGCGGGGGUGUGAGCACUUGCGGGCAAACGGCCGCUCACCACGCGCGGGUUGGAGCUAUAGCUGGACGACGUUGGUCUUAUACCGCCCAGCCAAUCUCCGUACGACGACAUCGUCAGCGCUACGGCCUGCAGCGGGAGAGUCAGCAACUCCAGGAGCAUGUCGGCGGCUGCCAGGGAUGGCAGAGAGUCUUCGAAAAGAAGGAGCAUACUGUCGCUCGCCGGUCUGCGCUCCAGCGCCGACCUCCACGACGAUGGCGGCCGAGAUGUCAAGAAGCCAAAGACACUGAGCAAGAAGCCGAAGCAUGCGCGAGGGCCGAGUCAGUUGGGGCAUCUGAACUAUUCCGUGGUGGCCGACGAAGACCGGACGAAUACGCCACUAGCAGACCAGUCGCGAUCGCAAUCCAGACGACCCUCGAUCACCAUGAGAGCCUCCAAGCGGCCACCCUCAGUGUUCGAGUCGCUAAAGACGAGCUUGACGAGAGGGAGCACUGAGGACUUGUCCAGCUUUGCUCAGAACUAUACCAGUGCCGAACCGCCUUCGACCACCUCCUCUAAAGCGCCUUCGCUGGUGUUCGAUCAUACGCUCGAUAGCAUCGGAAAUGCUUCACCGGGUGCCUCCAAACAUGUGCUGCUGCACGGCGAAGUCCAAACGAGCGCUGGCAUGUUCAGAAAGAAGAAGGAAUACCUCGUGCUCACUGAGUAUGCUAUAUUACGGUACAAAACGCAGGCGAAGGCUGCGGAGCACUUCAGGACAAUACCUAGUGGGAGCAAUCGCAGUCCCAUGCAGAAACAUGCGUCAAUGCCGUCCGCGGGUUCACACAGUGAUCUUCAAUCGAUGUCGGACUCUUCCGGCGACAAGGAUGGCCGAGUACUAUUGCGGCAGAUUGUAGCUACGCAUAAGCUGGACGAUGGGAAACCAUACUUUGCGCUGGAAGUGGCUUACUUGGACGAGGAUUCUGGUUCUGCGUCAGUCAUGACGCUUCAGUUCGCACAUCCAGAGGAGCGAGAUGGCUGGCUGGUACGAAUACGAAGCGUUGCGAGCGAAUUGCGGUCCAAGGAGUCGACCUUGAUCUCGCCUCGAAGCCUUGAACAUGCCGCGCGAAUUGUGGAACGAGAACAUGACUACGACCCUACGAAUUGUGCAAUCUACAAGGUCGUGCAGAGACAGCCGGCAGUCAAGUCAGGGAGCAAAUCAUCAUCGGAUGACUUGACGAAAGUCUCAUCUACGGUGUGCUUCCUGGCGAUUGGUGUGCACAAAGUACAUCUAAUCGCGCUUGCCAAACCCCCAUCAAGGACUGCCAGCCCGCUCAUUGCUCCCAAUCACUCGCAGGCUUCGUUUGGGAUUCUGACCUUGAUUGGAGUUAAAGUCAGUAGCGAUGAUGACACUUUCGAGCUCGUGUUCCGACAGCCGAUGCAAAAGCCUCGCGUGCUAUGCCUUGCUUCAGCUUCGUCCUUCGAGAUCGCUGCAAGAUUACACUGGUCCGAGAACUUCCUGCGACCGGAGUGCGGCUAUCGACUGUUUAGGUUCAAAGUGCCUGUCGAGGUCGAUGAUCUGCUCCUGCCGCCAGCGGCCGCGGAUGUUGAGGAACACAACUGUCUGGACCGCACUUUGAUCGCAUACUGUGUAGCGUAUGGCGUAAACCCCUCGAAUAUCCGGUAUACAAUCAACUACAGCUGCGAAGAUGCUCCGCGGUUCGAACUUCUCGCUCCUGCAGAUCUGCGUCGACCGAGUUAUGGCCCUCUUGAACUCUUGGCCAUCAUGCGUGCUGUUCGCUACAAUGAAUCUUUUGGCAGCAUCUCGUUCGCUGGAAUCAAUCUAGACUCGCUGAACGGCCUGCAUGACAAUUAUGGCAACGAGCACGUCUGCACACGGACUAAGCGAGGUACUCCCAUCAGGCUCAGUGCAGACGAGCUCAGUCGGUCGUCAUUGCUUGUGCAAGAGGUUCGCGCAAUUGCCGCGACCAGCAAAAAGCUGCGACGCAUGGAUUUCUCUGGUUGCGUUACAGUCAAACACGCCGACACCACACCUACGAAUGAGGAGGCUCCUCGACACCCUGACAUAGGUAGUGGUGUGGUUGAGGCUCUGUUUCCACUAUGCAAACAUCAGACCACCAACGUGGACUGGAUUUGUCUCAAUGGCAUAGAACUGAGUGAGACUGAUCAGGACUAUUUGGUUGGUGCCGCCGUGGAUAAGUCGUGUCAUUUUCGUGCCAUCGAGCUCAAUCGAUGUGGGCUGAACGAUCGUAGCUUGGGACUGAUUCUUGAUGCCCUCCGUGCGCAAGAGAACACAUUGGAGUCACUCGAGAUCGCUGGUAACAGCGCCCGAUUGAGUCCUUCCGCCUUCGACAGCCAGCUGGGGAUGUUUGCUUUCAUUCGAAAAUUGAACCUCUCCAACGUCUCCAGGACGUCCGGUAGCGAGGCAUUCAUACAAGCAGAGACGCUGCUUAUGUGGCGUCUCCAGGAACUGCGUCUCACUGGCACAACUCUGAAUGCGAACACCAUCGAUGCAAUUUCCACGUAUCUUGCUCAUCCUCAGUCAGCUAGCUUGCACGAAUUAUACCUCGACAACACAUACCUCACAGGCGGUGACGUAGCAACCCUCCUUCAUAGCAUGUCGUGGGAGAACGCUGCGCCACGGGACAUGCACCUCGACAUCAGCCAGUGCGUAGUGAGCAAAGGUCUUGAAAAGGUCACUCAAGCCAUCUCCAACAGCCUCACGCCAUCGCACCUGAGUAUGCGCUCGAUCGAGUACAAAGAGGAGUCGCAGUUCAGGAAAAUACUGAAAGCGCUCACUGUAAACAAAAGCAUUCGAUGCCUCGACAUUUCUCAGACAGGUCUUCCAGGAGACGCAAGCGACGAUACAUGCGCUGCCAUUGCGAAGCUGCUGGCCAAGAACGAAACGAUCAUAGAGCUCGACAUAUCUGGGGAUGACUCCCGCUUGGCAACUUCCAAGUUUGGGCCUGGCAUCAAUGAAGCACUGAAGGGACUCAAGGAUAAUACGUCUCUGCAGGUUUUCAAAGUGGAAAAGCAGAAGCUCGGCAUAAGAGGCGCGAGUACUCUCGCUGAAGUGCUACGGCUGAAUCGCACUCUUCUGGAGCUCCAUUGCGAUAACAACGAAAUCCCUCUGCAUGGUCUUACUGAUCUGGUCAAUGCAUUGACUGAUAAUACAGUACUCGUCUUCUUGCCAGCUAUGAACGACGGACGAGCGGCGGCAUUCAAGGCAGCGGAAGCAACAAUGAGGACAAUGUCUGAACUCGAUCCGCCUCGAACAUCGCUCAGUAGCGGGAAAGCUCCUGUAGGACACUCUUCCCCAGUGAAAAAAGGCUUAGCGAGCAUGCGUAAGACGACUUCACGGGCAGCAUCGAGCUAUACACCUUCGUUCCCAGCACUUGCUUCAUACGGACGAUCAACGCCUCUACACGAGACGCGUAAUGUCUCUCCACUAUCGCUCAAUCUACCACCCAGCAAAAAAGCCAGCCACAGCCCCUCAGGCAGCUCACACAGCCACGCGGCAUCCUUCACAAUCCAAGACGUACAAACCACACACCGUCUCCUCACAGAACAAUGGGAUCGCCAAUGCUACCGCCUCGAACAAUAUCUCCAUCGAAACUGGUGUCUCCUCAACAACGUCCCCGUCAAAAUGGAAAUCGAAGACGAAAAAUUCGAACGACCGGGUUCGGUAGGCAGUAUUGGGAAAAUGCUCGAGCAAGUCAAAAUUGAUACUACACCGAAAGCAGAUUUGGAUACUGGAAGAGUGGGGUAUUUCGAUUCUCCGCAGGAUGAACAUCCUACGGAACCGAUUGAAUUUCCUACGCCGAGACAACAACCGCAUGCUGCGUCGAGGAGUGGUGCGCCGCAGAUUUCGCCGAUUGAUGAGAGUAAGCAUGGGAUGAGUUUUAGGCAGUUUUUGCUUGAUGGUGCUGGAGCUGGAAGUCCGCCGACGAGUUCGAAUUUGAAUCCUGGGAGAGGGAGUGCGGAGAGUCAGACCAGGUCGAUGGGUAAUGAUGUGCGAACGUUGAGGAUUGAUACGGCGGUUGGGAAUGAUGGGGGAAGGACGCCGACGUAGGACGCACAGAGGAUUUGGGUCUCGCUCGGGUCACGCUUGGUUUUUUAUUGCCACGGGAAAGAAAGCGAGCGUCUUUGGCUUCUCAUCUUCGUUUUGACCGGUUUGGAGUAUCCGUCGAGAGAUCUUCUCUUGGCGGAGCUUGAUUUCAUCUUUGGAAGCGGCUACGUUCACACACAAAAGAAGAGAGAGAUUCUUGCUGUCGUUUCUUUUGCAUUGGGAAUUGGUUGGCAGUGGUGUACAAGUUCUUGGUAUUUUGGUGUUCAGCAGGCCGGCCGAUUAAUUGGUCGAUGGGAGGAGGGAUGGAAGGGGGCAACACUUUUUUGGGCGCUAAUCCUUGGUGGGUUUGGAUUGUUGUUUUGUACAUAUAUCACGCUUAGAGCGAUCGAACGCAAAAGACGACAGUGUGAUUGUUAUGGUGGGAGAUGAGAGAGGAAAGAGGGAAGCAAGAGUAAAGUUAAAAGUAAGAGUGAAUGCAAUCAAUGUGACGGCG
Messenger RNA from Cercospora beticola, 4809 nucleotides. RefSeq lists its product as uncharacterized. The record is from RefSeq and is a predicted model, not a curated record. NCBI's taxonomy places the organism in Eukaryota, Fungi, Ascomycota, Dothideomycetes, Mycosphaerellales, Mycosphaerellaceae.